This is a messenger RNA of Trypanosoma rangeli, 1338 nucleotides long. Its product is annotated as MFS transporter, FLVCR family, disrupted in renal carcinoma protein 2. The record is from RefSeq and is a predicted model, not a curated record. Gene Ontology annotation, cellular component: membrane. Gene Ontology annotation, molecular function: transmembrane transporter activity. Bases 1 to 1338 code for a protein of 445 amino acids. NCBI's taxonomy places the organism in Eukaryota, Euglenozoa, Kinetoplastea, Trypanosomatida, Trypanosomatidae. Gene Ontology annotation, biological process: transmembrane transport. The transcript has a single exon.
AUGCUUGCGAAGAGAUACAGGGUUCUCAUUAUUUUUAUUCUCUUUACGCUUAACAAUGGUUUUGCUUGGCUCAUGUUUGAUCCUGUGGCGGCUCGUCUAGAGAGGAAUAUAAAGGGGUUAACGGUGGGUCAGCUGCAAGUUCUCUCUUCUUGGCAACCGCUGAUGUUUCUUUUGAUGUUCCUUCCCAUGAUGAAAAUGGUGCUACAGCCGGAUGGACUACGAAAGGCGGUGUGUCUUGGUGUCACAUGUGAGCUCAUUGGAGCAGCAUGUAAAACAAUCGGCUCCCUUGCCCGAAGGUCAUAUGCGGGUUUGGUGUUUCUUCACGUGGGGCAGAUUUUUAGUGGCGUAGGGUCUCCUGUGGCGACAGGAUGUGUCUCAGCCCUCUCCGCUGUUUGGUUUAGCCCAGCUGAGAGAACGAGGGCCACUGCUGCCGCGGUACUUUCAAAUAGUGUGGGAAAUGCGCUUGCCUACGUACUUGUUCCAGCCAUUACGGAGUCUUCGUCUUUUGUAUGCGUUAGUGUUUAUGAGAUGGUGAUGGCCGCUGUUGCAGCCAUUCUUGUAUGGUUUUGUUUUCCUUCGCAUAAGACUUCCGUUGUGACGGGAGGGAUCGUCGAGCCAAGCCCAACUGACGGUGACCCCAGCAAUGAAAGGUCCCUCCGGAGCCAGCUUCGUCAGAUGCUUGGUACACCCUCAGUUGUCUUUCUCCUAAUCAUAUAUUCAUGGUCUAGUGGAGGCUUCUCUGCGUGGAUCUCCCUGUUUGACGAAACAUACAACAGAUUUUUUUUGGAGGGCGUUAUUGGCAUUAUGAGCUUUGCUGGCAUGGUAGCAUACGUCGUCGGCGGUUUGGUUUCAUCGUGGCUAACAGACCUUUACUUCAGUCGACAGAUGAAGUAUGUGAUUUUCCUUUGCAUCACCUGCAAUUCUGUGAGCAACAUCUUGUUUAUAGCCUCCGCCCCUAACAAUGACGGAUACUCGCUGUAUCCGCCUGGAAGAGCAUGGAUUAGCGCGGUCACGGCAUUGUGUGGGUUUUGGAAUGGAGCCGCCGCCCCAUUGUUUUAUGAACUGGUCGCCGAAAUUUCGUAUCCGGUGGAUGAGGGUGUGAGCGGGGUCGCUGUUUCUGUUUGUGAGAAUCUCGGGGCGCUGUUUUUCUACCAGGUUGUUUCGCGGUUUUACACCGGGGAGUCCAUGAGCGUCGCGUACUCCAUUGGUAUGACUGUUGCAGUAGCCCUUUCAGCCGCGGUGCGACAGAGGUACAACAGAUCUUACCACGCUUAUCUGAAGUCGUCUCAACAAGCUGCUUCUGUGACUGUCAUGGAAACAGAUGCGCAUGUUGCAUAA